Messenger RNA from Elaeis guineensis (African oil palm), 11421 nucleotides. RefSeq names its product E3 ubiquitin-protein ligase UPL2. Gene Ontology annotation, cellular component: cytoplasm. Lineage: Eukaryota; Viridiplantae; Streptophyta; Magnoliopsida; Arecales; Arecaceae. Gene Ontology annotation, molecular function: protein binding; ubiquitin protein ligase activity. Gene Ontology annotation, biological process: ubiquitin-dependent protein catabolic process; protein polyubiquitination. The record is from RefSeq and is a predicted model, not a curated record.
AUUCACGAUGGCGAGCCACAGGGCGAGCUUUCCCCUGCGGCUCCAGCAGAUCUUGUCGGGUGGGAGGCAUGUCUCCCCCGCCCUAAAAUUGGAGUCCGAGCCUCCACCAAAAGUUAAAGCAUUUAUUGAUAGGGUGAUUAAGAGUCCCUUACAUGAUAUUGCUAUACCUCUUUCAGGCUUCCGUUGGGAGUACAAUAAGGGAAAUUUUCAUCACUGGAGGCCACUUUUUAUGCAUUUUGAUACAUACUUCAAGACAUAUCUCUCUUGUAGGAAAGAUCUUAUUUUAUCUGAUAAUAUUUCAGAUGAACAUCCAUUUCCCAAACAUUCCGUUAUGCAAAUUUUAAGAGUCAUGCAAAUUAUUUUGGAAAAUUGUCACAACAAGAAUUCAUUUGGUGGUCUUGAGCACUUCAAGCUUUUGCUUGCAUCUACAGAUCCAGAGAUUGUCAUUGCUACAUUGGAGACUCUUUCUGCACUGGUUAAAAUAAAUCCCUCCAAGAUACAUGUGAGUGGGAAACUGAUUGGUUGUGGCUCUGUAAACAGCUGUCUACUGUCUUUGGCCCAGGGCUGGGGAAGCAAAGAAGAAGGUCUGGGUUUACAUUCAUGUGUUGUGGCAAAUGAGAGGAACCAGCAUGAAGGAUUGUGCCUGUUCCCAUCAGAUGUGGAAAAUAAGUGUGACGGGGCCCAAUACCGUUUGGGCUCGACCCUCCAUUUUGAGUAUAACAUGGCUGCUUCCCAGGCCACCGAGCAAAUCAGAGAGAGAAGCAAAUCAUCCAAUAUGUGUGUCAUACAUAUCUCAGAUCUCCAUCUCCGAAAAGAAGAUGAUUUGAGCAUUUUGAAGCAAUGCAUUGACCAGUUCAAUGUACCUCCAGAACACAGGUUCUCAUUGCUUACAAGAAUUAGAUAUGCCCAUGCCUUCCGUUCUUCCAGAACAUGUAGGCUGUACAGCAGAAUCAGCAUACUUGCCUUCACUGUUCUGGUACAAUCCAGUGAUGCUCAAGAUGAACUUGCAUCUUUCUUUGCAAAUGAGCCUGAGUAUACAAAUGAACUGAUCAGGCUAGUUCGUUCUGAAGACUCUGUCCCUGGAACUAUAAGGGCACUUGCUAUGCUUGCAUUAGGAGCACAACUAGCUGCAUAUGCAUCAUCGCAUGAAAGGGCUAGAAUAUUGAGUGGCUCAAGUAUUAUUUCUGCUGGUGGAAAUCGUAUGCUACUGCUAAAUGUACUUCAAAAGGCUGUCUUAUCGCUUAAUAACCCUAGUGAUCCUUCUGCUCCAUUAUUUGUUGAUGCUCUUCUACAAUUUUUCCUGCUUCAUAUUCUAUCAUCAUCAAGUUCUGGGAGUGCUAUAAGGGGCUCCGGAAUGGUUCCCCCUCUUUUACCCCUUCUACAGGACUUUGAUCCUGCCCAUAUGCAUGUUGUCUGCUCGGCAGUGAAGACCCUUCAAAAGCUGAUGGAAUACAGUAGUCCCGCUGUAUCCCUAUUCAAGGAUUUAGGUGGGGUGGAGCUUUUGGCUCAAAGGUUGCAGAUUGAAGUCCAUAGAGUUAUUGGCACAGUUGAUGAGCAUAGCAACACAAUGAUGGCUGGUGAUUUAAGAUCCGAUGAAGAUCAUCUUUAUUCCCAGAAGCGGCUUAUCAAAGCUUUGCUCAAGGCACUCGGUUCUGCUACAUAUUCUCCGGCAAAUUCUACAAGGUCACAGAAUUCCCAUGAUAAUUCAUUGCCUGCUUCUUUAUCUUUGAUAUUUCACAAUGUGAAUAAAUUUGGAGGAGAUAUUUACUUUUCAGCGGUAACUGUCAUGAGCGAAAUUAUUCAUAAGGACCCAACAGGCUUUCCUGUUUUGGAUGAAUCCGGUCUUCCAGAUUCAUUUUUGUCGUCUGUGAUUUCUGGUAUACUUCCCUCUUCCAAAGCACUUAUUUGUAUCCCUAAUGGUCUUGGUGCCAUAUGCCUCAAUGCUAAAGGAUUGGAGGCAGUUGAGCAAACUGCUGCAUUGCGGUUUCUUGUAGACAUUUUCACAACCAGGAAAUAUUUGGUGGCAAUGAAUGAAGGUGUUGUUCUUUUGGCAAAUGCUAUGGAGGAGCUUCUUCGGCAUGUAUCUUCACUAAGAAGCACUGGUGUUGACAUAAUCAUUGAAAUCAUCAACAAACUUGCUUCUAUGGGAGAGGACAAAUGCAAGGACUCUUCUGGUAAUUUGGAUGAGAAUGCUGCCAUGGAAACAGAUCUUGAGGAUAAGUUAAACGAGGGACAUGAUUUGGUGAGUGCCUUAGAUUCAGCUGCUGACGGCAUCAGCAAUGAGCAGUUUGUGCAGUUGUGCAUCUUUCAUGUCAUGGUACUUGUUCAUCGAACUAUGGAAAGCUCUGAAACUUGUAGAUUAUUUGUAGAAAAGGGAGGUAUAGAAACUUUGUUGAGAUUGUUACUGCAGCCCAGCAUCACAGAGUCAUCUGAAGGUAUGCCGAUUGCUUUGCAUAGCACUAUUGUGUUUAAAGGCUUUACUCAGCAUCAUUCUGCACCUCUGGCACAUGCAUUUUCCUCGCAUUUGAGGGAGAAUUUGAGGAGAGCUCUAAGUGGAUUUAGUUCAGUUGCUGGCUCAUUUUUAUUGGAUCCCAAGGCUACAUCAGAUAGUGGAAUCUUUUCUUCUCUUUUUGUAGUUGAAUUUCUUCUUUUCCUUGCCGCAUCAAAAGAUAACCGUUGGAUAAGUGCAUUACUUACAGAAUUUGGAGAUGCUAGUAGGGAUGUGUUAGAGGAUAUCGGGCAGGUUCAUCGGGAAGUGUUGUGGCAAAUUGCCCUUCUUGAAGAUUCAAAGAUUGAGACAGAUGCUGAAUCUUCCACUUCUGCAAAUGAGGUGCAAAGGUCAGCAGCAGGAACGAGUGAAUCUGACGAGCAAAGAUUUAGUUCUUUUAGGCAGUAUCUUGAUCCAUUAUUAAGACGAAGAGUGUCAGGGUUGAGUAUAGAGUCGCAAGUUUCUGACCUUAUUAGUAUAUAUCGUGAUCUUGGCCAUGCUGCUAGUGGUUCGCAAAGACUUGGUGUAGAUGGUCAUUCAACUUUACGAUUUGCAUCUAGUUCCCAGUCACAAUCUUCCAAUUCUGUAGAUGCCAAUACUACUACGAAAGCGGAAGAAGACAAGCAGAGAACAUAUUAUUCUUCCUGCCGUGACAUGAUGAGAUCACUUUCUUAUCAUAUUAGCCAUCUAUUUAUGGAGCUGGGAAAGGCAAUGCUGCUUUCUUCUCGUCGUGAGAACAAUCCUGUCAAUGUGUCCUCAUCUGUUGUAUCUGUUGUUAGUACGGUUGCCACAAUUGUGCUGGAACACUUAAACUUUCGGGGGCAUGCGAGUCCUCCUGACAUGGAGAUCUCCAUAUCCACAAAAUGUCGUUACCUUGGCAAGGUCAUUGACUUUAUUGAUGGGAUUCUAUCAGACAGGCCAGAGUCAUGUAAUCCAAUCAUACUAAAUUGCUUUUAUGGUCGUGGGGUCAUCCACGCCAUCUUAACAACUUUUGAAGCUACCAGUCAGUUGCUCUUUGCGGUUAACCGGGUGCCAGCUUCUCCUAUGGAGACUGAUGAUAAAAACCCUAAAGAAGAGAAGGAAGACACAGAAAAUUCUUGGAUAUAUGGUCCCUUAGCCAGCUAUACUACUCUAAUGGACCACCUUGUGACAUCAUCCUUCAUCUUAUAUUCCUCUGCAAGACAGUUGCUUGAACAACCUAUUGCAAAUGGAGAUGUUCCAUUUCCUCAAGAUGCCGAGGCAUUUGUGAAGUUGCUUCAGUCCAAGGUAUUGAAGGCUAUACUUCCUAUCUGGACUCACCCUCAUUUCGCUGAAUGCGAUUUGGAGUUUAUUAGUGCAAUGAUAUCCAUCAUGAGGCAUGUUUAUGCUGGGGUUGAAGUUAGGAAUGUCAGUGGCAACACUGGAGCUCGAUUAAGUGGUCCUCCACCUGAUGAAUCAGCAAUAUCACUGAUUGUAGAGAUGGGCUUUUCUCGGGCUAGAGCUGAAGAGGCACUGAGACAGGUGGGAACAAAUAGUGUGGAGAUUGCGACUGAUUGGUUGUUUUCACAUCCAGAAGAACCACAAGAAGAUGCUGAACUUGCUCGGGCUCUUGCCAUGUCUCUAGGGAACUCUGAUGCAUCUUCAAAGGAAGAUGAAACUGCAAUUCAUAAUAAUCUUGACCAAGAAGAGGAAGCAGUCCAAUUGCCUCCUGUUGAUGAAAUUUUAUCUGCUUGCAUCAGACUUCUGCAGGUGAAGGAGCCUUUAGCUUUCCCUGUUCGUGAUCUGCUUGUGACGAUUUGCUCACAAAAUGAUGGUCAGAACCGAUCAAAGGUGCUCAAUUUCAUUAUUGAUCAUGUAAAACAUUGCCGUCUGGCAUCUGAUCAAUCCAACAACAAUAUGCUGUCUGCACUUUUUCAUGUACUAGCAUUAGUUCUUCAUGAAGAUGCAACAGCACGAGAAAUUGCCUUUCAGGCAGGUCUGGUAAAGAUUGCUUUAGAUCUGCUUUUGGAAUGGAACCUUGGUUUGCAGGUUGGUGAGAAGUCCCAGGUUCCAAAGUGGGUGACUGCAGGCUUUCUUUCUAUUGAUCGCAUGUUGCAGGUGGAUCCGAAAUUGAUGUCAGAAAUUAUGAAUUUGGAGCAGCUGAAAAAGGAUGAUUCUAAUACCCAGACUCCUUUAGUGAUCGAUGAGGGCAAGAGGAAGGAUUCACAGUCCAAUCUGGGAUCAAGUACUGGGUUUUUAGAUAUGCAUGAUCAGAAGAGGCUCUUGGAGAUAUGUUGCAGAUGCAUUCAGAACCAACUACCUUCUGAGACCAUGCAUGUGGUACUGAAAUUGUGUGCAACACUGACUAAGGUUCAUUCAGUUGCUGUUAGUUUCCUAGAUGCUGGAGGUUUGCGUGCAUUGUUUAAUUUGCCAACUAGUAGUUUAUUCUCUGGAUUCAACAAUGUUGCAUCUGCAAUAGUCCGUCACAUUCUAGAAGAUCCCCACACUCUUCAGCAGGCUAUGGAGUUAGAGAUACGCCACAGUCUUGUCACAUCCACAAAUAGACACUCCAAUGCUGGACUUACACCACGCAGUUUUGUCCAAAGUUUGGCCUUUGUUAUUUCUAGGGACCCAGUGGUGUUCAUGAAAGCUGCUCAAGCUGUGUGCCAGGUUGAGAUGGUGGGUGACAGGCCAUACAUCAUGCUGUUGAAAGAUCGUGAGAAGGAGAAGUCUAAGGAGAAAGACAAAGACAAGACAGAGAAAGACAAGCCACCAGCUGCUGAUGGAAAACUUACUGCAGGGGAUGUGAGCUCCAUUGCUCCAGGUAGUGGACAUGGUAAACUGCCAGAUUCGAAUGCAAAGAACACAAAACCCCAUCGAAAAUCUCCUCAAAGCUUUACAGCGGUAAUAGAGCAUCUGCUGGAUUUGAUUGUAACUUUUGUUCCAUCUCCGAAAGUUGAGGACCAGUUUGAUGGUGUUCCUGGUACCCCAUCAGUAGCAGACAUGGAUAUCGACUGCACUUCAGCCAAAGGAAAAGGAAAAGCUAUUGCUGUUUCGUCUGAAGAAAGCAAAAUUGCUAGCCAGGAGGCCUCAGCAUCUCUUGCCAAGACUGCGUUCAUCUUGAAGCUGUUGACAGAGAUACUUUUGACUUACGCUUCAUCAAUUCAGGUAUUGCUUCGCAGGGAUGUUGAUGUCAGUAGUUUCCGUGGUCCUGUACGUGGCACAUCUGCUAAUAGCUAUGGUGGAAUAUUUCAUCAUAUUCUUCACAAGUUUCUUCCGUACCCAGGGAUCCACAAGAAGGAUAAGAAGGCAGAUGGAGACUGGAGGCAUAAGUUAGCUACCAGGGCUAACCAGUUUCUUGUGGCAUCGUCUAUCCGUUCUACAGAAGGGCGUAAAAGGAUAUUUUCUGAAAUCAGUAGUCUGUUUAAUGACUUCGUUCACUCAUCAAGUGGUUGCAGUGCUCCAAACUCAAGUAUGCAUGCAUUUGUUGACCUGCUUAAUGAUAUCCUUGCUGCCCGUUCACCAUCCGGUGCAUAUAUUUCAGCGGAAGCUUCAGUGACCUUCAUAGAUGUUGGGUUAGUUCAGUCACUGACACAUACGCUACAAGUUCUGGAUUUGGAUCUUGCGGACUCACCAAAGAUUGUUACAGGAAUUGUGAAGGCUCUGGAAUCAGUAACUAAGGAAUAUGUUCAUUCUGCUGAUCUUAAUGCUGCAAGGGGUGACAACUCUCUGAAGCCUACUUCUGAUCAGAGUCAACUAGGCUCAUCUUAUGAUAGCGGAAAUAGAUUCCAAUUGCUAGAAACAACAUCCCAGCCCGAUCAUGCUGAAGGGGUGGCUGACCAUGUAGAAUCUUUUAAUUCUGUUCAAACUUCAGGCAGUUCACGUUCUGUUACAGAUGACAUGGAUCAUGAUCGGGAUUUGGAUGGGGGAUUUUCUCGUGAAGCUGAAGAUGAUUUUAUGCAUGAAGCUUCUGAAGACGGUGCAGGCCUUGAAAAUGGUAUUUCAACUGUGGAGAUUAGAUUUGAUAUCCCACGCGAUGCAGAGGAUGAAAUGGGUGAUGAUGAUGAGGAUGAAGAUAUGUCAGGGGAUGAUGGGGAUGAAGUUGAUGAAGAUGAUGAUGAAGAUGAUGAGGAAAAUAAUGAUUUGGAGGAGGAUGAAGUCCAUCAGAUGUCACAUCCUGAUACAGACCAGGAUGACCAGGAGAUUGAUGAUGAAGAAUUUGACGAGGAUGUGCUAGAGGAAGAGGAUGAUGAUGAUGAAGAUGAUGAUGGAGUCAUACUACGGCUAGAGGAAGGACUUAAUGGUAUCAACGUUUUUGACCACAUUGAAGUUUUUAGUGGGAACAACAAUUUUUCUAGUGAAACGCUACAUGUGAUGCCUCUUGACAUAUUUGGCUCAAGACGCCAAGGUCGCACCACAUCUAUAUACAAUCUUCUCGGAAGACCUGGUGAUCAUGGUGUUCAUCUUGAACAUCCACUCCUGGAGCAGCCAUCUUCAUUCAGGCACCUUGUUCAUCAAAGACAAACAGAGAAUGCAGUUGAUAUGGCAUUCUCAGAUAGAAAUCAUGAGGGUACUUCUUCUCGAUUGGAUGCUAUUUUCCGGUCCUUGAGAAGUGGACGACAUGGGCAUCGCUUCAAUAUGUGGUUAGAUGAUAGCCAGCAACGUGGUGGGCCGAGUGCACCUGUGGUUCCUCAAGGCAUCGAGGAAUUACUUGUUUCCCAAUUGAGGCGCCCUACACCUGACCAACCUUCUGACCAGAAUGUGUCUGCUGACAACCCUCAAGAAAAAGAUGAACCCAACCAGUUACAGAGAUCAGAAGGUAGAGUAAGAGAAGAAACAAGUAGAGGAGGUAGUGGAAAUAAUGAAAGUAUGAUUGUUCCUUCUCCUAGUUCAAUGGUAGAUGGCACUGGAAAUGUUGGUGUUGGACCUGCUGAUGGUGCUUCACUUCAAGGAAGAGAGACAUUGAAUGCAAAUGAGCAGGUUGCUGACAUGCAGUAUGAACGCAGUGAUGCAACUGUACGAGAUGUGGAAGCAGUGAGCCAAGGAAGUAGCGGAAGUGGUGCAACUUUAGGGGAAAGCCUUCGUAGCUUGGAAGUGGAAAUAGGAAGUGUUGAUGGGCAUGAUGAUGGAGAAAGGCAAGGCCCUGCAGAUAGGCUUCCUUUGGGUGAUUUGCAACCACCCCCUCGGGCGAGAAGGUCCUCAGGAAGCGCAAUGCCAAUUGGUAGCAGGGAUGUAUCCCUGGAAAGUGUUAGUGAGGUUCCGCAACAUGCAGGCCAAGAAGCUGGUCAGAGUGGUCCACAUGAAGAGCAGCAAUCCAAUAGAAAUGUCGAUACGGAUGCAAUUGAUCCUACAUUUUUAGAGGCUCUUCCUGAGGAGUUGCGGGCUGAAGUACUUUCUUCACGACAGAAUCAAGUGGCACAGCCUUCCAGUGAGCGAUCUCAAGCUGAUGGAGACAUCGAUCCUGAAUUUCUUGCUGCGCUUCCUCCUGAUAUCCGAGAAGAGGUCCUUGCACAACAACGGGCUCAGAGGCUACAACAGUCCCAAGAAUUGGAGGGACAACCUGUUGAAAUGGAUGCUGUUUCAAUAAUAGCUACAUUUCCUUCAGAAAUUCGAGAAGAGGUGCUCUUAACAUCCCCAGAUACUCUGCUGGCUACUUUGACACCUGCACUUGUUGCUGAAGCAAAUAUGUUGCGGGAAAGGUUUGCUCACCGCCACAGGUAUGGUGGUACACUUUUUGGCAUGAACUCGAGAAGGCGGGGUGAGUCUUCUAGGCAUGGUGAUAUUAGUGGUUCAAGUCUAGACAGAACUACUGGUGAUGUUGCCCGCAAGUCUGCAGCAGGCAAGCUGAUUGAAGCUGAUGGGGCCCCUCUGGUUGAUACAGAUGCUCUAAAAGCCUUGAUCAGGUUGCUUCGUGUUGUUCAGCCUCUAUAUAAAGGUCAAUUACAAAGGCUUCUCUUGAAUCUAUGUGCCCAUCAUGAAACUAGAAUGUCUUUGGUGCAAAUACUAAUGGAUAUGCUUAUGCUUGAUCUGCGGGGCUCCACUGAUAAUUCAGUUGAUGCUGCUGAACCACCUUAUCGAUUGUAUGGCUGUCAGAGUUAUGUUACGUACUCCCGGCCUCAAUUCUCAAAUGGAGUGCCUCCUCUAGUGUCCCGUCGUAUCCUAGAAACCCUGACAUACUUGGCCCGGAAUCAUCCGAAUGUGGCAAAGCUCUUGCUUCAUCUUGAGUUGGCACAGCUACCUGUGUGUGAAGUGGAUGCUUCUUCUCAGGGACGUGGUAAGGCUGUAAUUAUGGAAGAAGAAAAACCUGUAGAUAAGAAAGGGGAUUUUGCUGUUGUCCUUCUUUUGAGUCUCUUGAAUCAGCCAUUGUACAUGAGGAGCAUAGCUCAUCUUGAACAGUUGUUAAAUCUUCUUGAAGUUAUCAUGGUUAAUGCUGAGAAUGACUCUGGCCUAUCUAAUAAAUCCGGAGAAUCUCCCGAUCAACCACCUGGUUCAGAUAACACCAUGCAAGAUGCACAGAUGAAUACUGAUGCUGUUGGAUCUUCUGCUGGUGGGGAUGGAAAAUCAUUGAAGGCAGAGGAAUCUGGCAGAAGCUCUACUGCUGUAAAUGGUGAAAGAAGUAUACGAGCUGUUCUACUGAGCCUGCCACAAGCAGAACUGCGACUUCUUUGCUCACUGCUUGCACGUGAAGGGUUGUCUGAUAAUGCAUAUGUUCUUGUGGCUGAGGUGUUGAAGAAGAUAGUGGCUAUUGCUCCUAGCUAUUGCAGUUUAUUCAUUACUGAACUUGCAAAUUCAGUGCAAAAUUUGACUUUAUGUGCUAUGAAUGAAUUACACUUGUAUGAAGAUACUGAAAAGGCUCUUCUUAGUACGUCUUCUACCAAUGGGACUGCAGUCUUGAGAGUUUUGCAGGCAUUGAGCUCUCUUGUUGCUGCAUUACAUGAAAAGAAGGAUCCACAGCUUCUUCCUGAGAAAGAUUAUGCUGAUGCUUUGUCUCAGAUAUGGGACAUAAAUGCAGCAUUGGAGUCCUUGUGGGUAGAGUUGAGCAAUUGCAUAAGCAAAAUUGAGAGCACCUCAGAAUCCCCCUCAGAUUUAGCUGCUAUUUCGGGCAAUUUGGCAUCCACGGCUGCAGGCGUAGCACCUCCACUGCCAGCGGGUACCCAAAACAUCUUACCAUAUAUUGAAUCAUUCUUUGUGACAUGUGAAAAGUUAUGCCCUGGACAAUCAGAAACAGUUCAAGAAUUUGCUUCCACAACUUCUGAUAUUGAAGAUUCCACAAAUUCAACUGGUGGACAGAAACCAUCGGGUACCUGUCCAAACAUUGAUGAGAAACAUGUUGCUUUUGUUAAAUUCUCGGAGAAACAUAGGAAGUUGUUAAAUGCAUUCAUUCGGCAGAAUCCUGGGUUACUCGAGAAGUCAUUCUCGCUUAUGCUAAAGGUUCCGCGCUUUAUUGAUUUUGACAAUAAGCGUGCUUAUUUCCGAUCAAAAAUUAAACAUCAACAUGACCAUCAUCACAGUCCAGUGAGGAUUUCAGUGAGAAGAGCCUACAUACUCGAAGACUCCUAUAACCAACUGCGAAUGAGAUCACCUCAAGAUCUGAAGGGGAGGCUGACUGUUCAUUUCCAAGGAGAAGAAGGUAUUGAUGCAGGUGGGCUUACCAGGGAAUGGUAUCAGUUAUUAUCUCGUGUAAUAUUUGACAAGGGUGCACUGCUUUUCACAACGGUGGGCAACGAGUCAACCUUUCAACCAAAUCCCAACUCUGUCUACCAAACAGAACAUCUCUCAUAUUUCAAGUUUGUAGGAAGAGUGGUUGGUAAAGCACUCUUUGAUGGUCAGCUUCUAGAUGUUCAUUUUACUCGAUCUUUCUACAAGCACAUUCUUGGGGUGAAGGUCACUUACCACGAUAUUGAGGCUAUUGAUCCUGACUACUAUAAGAACCUAAAGUGGAUGCUGGAGAAUGACAUAAGCGAUAUAUUGGACCUUACUUUCAGCAUAGAUGCUGAUGAGGAGAAGCUGAUAUUGUAUGAGAAGGGACAGGUAACUGAUUGUGAGUUGAUUCCUGGUGGGCGAAAUAUCAGGGUUACUGAAGAAAAUAAACAUGAAUAUGUAGAUCGCAUAGCAGAACACCGGCUAACAACUGCAAUUAGGCCCCAAAUUAAUGCAUUUAUGGAAGGCUUCAAUGAAUUGAUACCUCGGGAUUUGAUUUCCAUUUUCAAUGACAAAGAACUAGAACUGUUGAUCAGUGGACUUCCAGACAUUGAUUUGGAUGAUUUGAGAGCAAAUACCGAGUAUUCUGGCUACACCAAUGCAUCACCUGUCAUUCAGUGGUUCUGGGAAGUGCUUCAGGGCUUCAGCAAGGAGGAUAAAGCUCGAUUCCUGCAGUUUGUCACUGGCACCUCCAAGGUCCCAUUGGAAGGUUUUAAUGCCCUCCAAGGAAUCUCAGGCUCACAGAGGUUUCAGAUACACAAGGCAUAUGGCAGCCCCCACCAUCUUCCUUCAGCUCAUACCUGCUUCAACCAAUUGGACCUGCCUGAAUACACCUCCAAGGAACAGCUACAGGAGAGGUUGCUUCUAGCAAUACAUGAAGCAAACGAAGGGUUUGGGUUUGGUUGACAGGGUCACCAGCGUGUGCGCCUUGAACUUGUACAGAUACAAAUGUUGAAAAGGGCAAGCAUUCCACCACUGACCUGGCCCAGCCCUUGGUAACACAAUCUCUAACCGUCAUUUCUUCAUCAUUUUCCAUCCGCAUCAGAUAAUCUGGUAGUCUCCCAGGGCUCUUUUUCUCAGAAGCAGACGCUGCAGAUGUGGGUAGGAUCGUGCCGGUUUCCAAGAAGAAAUAGAAUCUCCUAUCUGUUUCCAAAACUCCAGCAAGUUUUUUAAGUUUCAUGUUUAUGGGUUUGGAUGCAUGGGCUCGUGAUGACCCAAAUGUAAGACAGGUUGGCUUUUUGAGUCUAAUGUCUAUAUGUCCCCGCUUUUAACUA